This is a messenger RNA of Opisthorchis viverrini, 2982 nucleotides long. RefSeq lists its product as hypothetical. Gene Ontology annotation, cellular component: membrane. The record is from RefSeq and is a predicted model, not a curated record. The coding region runs from base 1 to 2706 and encodes 901 amino acids. The transcript has 9 exons. Gene Ontology annotation, biological process: transmembrane transport; monoatomic ion transport. Gene Ontology annotation, molecular function: monoatomic ion channel activity. Lineage: Eukaryota; Metazoa; Platyhelminthes; Trematoda; Opisthorchiida; Opisthorchiidae.
AUGCCGGUUGAGACGCCGAAAGAAACUGUAAACAAGACAGUAGACGGUGACCAUGUCGACUGGACGUUUGACAAUGAUAAACCAUCAUUUGAAAGCACACAGUCUGAAGAAUCUCUACCUUUCAACAGCCAUUCAUACACACCACGUACAACCACUGGAAUUAUAAACGAUCGAUCGGAGGGUGCCCGGCAAAAACGAAAUAAGCAACACAUGAUCCGACGCAUGCAUUCAACUGCAACUGACAGCGGGCUCGGUCUGCUUCCUCGUUGUCGUCGACAGGCAAACACGGUCAACAUGUCGGCACCUCAGUCCACAAGGGCUGUGACAUUCAGGGAUAACUUCAACAAGAACGAUAGGCCACUGAGACGAAAUACCAGUGCUGAUGACCUCUCAGGCGGGCAAGAGACAAGUUUUCCCCGCAUCUCAGAAGUUCAAGCAGAUGAGAUUACAUUCAGUGUCCCCUAUUCUUCCGGCACCUCACGCCCUUUUCAGAACACUGAAUCAAGCCGUGAAAAGUCCACAACCACGGGUGGUUUCCCCCUUCCAUCACAUUCCGCUGCCGCACUAGCAGAUGGUAACUUCAUUGAACAAGGGAAUGAAUCUACGAAACAAAGUACUUCAAGCUAUCUUAAAGAGCAGUUUCAAGCGUUUUUCCAACCCUCGGACAACAAGUUGGCGAUGAAGUUGUUCGGGAGUAAGAACGCCCUUCUCAAAGAGAAACGGCGACAAGUUGAGCAGGGCAAAUGGGUUAUUCACCCCUGCAGCAGUUUCAGGUUCUACUGGGACCUGCUUAUGUUGGUUCUAUUGAUUGCCAAUUUGAUCAUACUUCCGGUGGCCAUAUCGUUUUUCAACGAUGAUUUGAGCAUCCACUGGAUUAUAUUCAACACAAUAUCCGACGUGAUUUUCAUCGCCGAUAUCGCUGUAAAGUUUCGCACAGGUGUCGUGACAAACGACUUUGCCGAUGAGAUUAUUUUGAACCCCAAAGAAAUUGCUCGGCAUUAUCUCAAAUCUUGGUUUAUGCUUGACUUCAUCAGCUCAAUUCCUAUGGACUAUAUCUACCUCAUAUUCAAUAACAAAGACCAUUACAAUCAGUUUCUCAGUGCGGGCAGAACUCUGCGAAUAUUGCGGCUUGCAAAGCUGCUAAGCAUGUUGCGUUUACUUCGACUCACGCGACUGGUCCGCUAUGUUAGCCAGUGGGAAGAGUUCCUUAACAUUGCCAGCAAAUUUAUGGGUAUCUUCAACCUCGUUUUACUCAUGCUGCUUCUGGGACACUGGAAUGCUUGCCUACAAUACUUGAUCCCCAUGCUGAUGGAAUUUCCACCUGACUCCUGGGUCAAACGCUGUAAAAUUGAGGAUGCGGAUUGGUUUCAGCAGUACACCUGGGCCUUGUUCAAGGCUAUGUCUCACAUGCUAUCGAUUGGUUAUGGACGAUUUCCACCAAUCAGCAUUGGAGAUGCUUGGAUCACCAUUGUGAGCAUGAUGAGUGGCGCAACUUGCUACGCACUGUUUGUUGGUCACGCGGCCGCCCUUAUACAAUCAUUUGAUACGUCCAAACGUCUAUACAGAGAGAAAUUCAAACAAGUGGAGGAAUAUAUGGCCUACCGCAAACUGCCUCGCGCACUCAGGCAACGAAUUGCCAAUUACUACGAGCACCGAUAUCAGGGGAAAAUGUUUGAUGAAGCUCAAAUUUUGAAUGAAUUCUCUGAAUGUCUUCGUGAGCAAAUAAUCAAUUACAACUGUCGAGCCUUGGUGGCUGCUGUCCCAUUUUUCACCUACGCGGAUCAGGAUUUCGUGUCUGAGGUUGUGACCAAGUUGAAGUUCGAGGUUUUUCAACCGGGUGAUCUGAUUAUCAAGGAAGGGACUAUUGGUAACAAAAUGUAUUUUAUUCAAGAGGGUAUUGUGGAUAUCAUCACCAAAGAUGGUGAGGUAGCCACCAGCCUCUCAGAUGGAUCGUACUUUGGCGAAAUCUGCUUGCUUACAAACGCUCGCCGGGUGGCCAGCGUAAAAGCCGUAGUCUAUUCAAACUUAUACUCCUUGGACCGAGAAAGCUUCCUUUCUGUGCUUGAAAAUUACCCACUUAUGAGGCGCACCAUGGAAUCCGUCGCGGCGGAACGGCUUAGCAAAAUCGGACAAAACCCUGCGAUUGUCAGUAAUCGUGAAGACUUGAAAGAAGACCUAAAUCUGGUCAAAGAGAUUGUGAGCUCCGUGGUGACUCCGGAGGCAAGCUCGACAGAUCAUGAUUCGGAUAACGAUGAUAGUCAGGCCCAUUUGAAUUUUAAACAACUUCUAAAAUUACGAAAACACAAACCCUCCUGGCGGCGCCAUAAAGUAAAUUAUUCUGGCGAUGAACUUUGUGUAACAAACAAGCCGCCUGACCAGUGUCCAAGAAGAUCCUGUAUGGAUUUGGGAAGGCAGAGAAUCACUAUUCCUACAGCUUUAUCCAAUGUAAAUAUAAUGAGCCGUUUUUUCAAAUCUUCCGGGACGAAACCAAAGUUCGGUUCGGAGAAGAGACUAACACUGGCUGACAACUUAGUAACAGCCGAUCUGACUAGUCCUACGGAGGGCGAGAAUGAGGAUAUACAUUCCGGUCUGCUGAAACCCAAGUCUGAAGACAUCUUUGAUGCGUGUACUGAAGAGACGAGCAACACCUUACCCAAAUUCUCCGUGGAAUCAGAAGAGGAUUGCAAAGCUUCAAAUCUAGCUUAGUAUUCCUUUAUAUCGCUCCAACAGCGCGUUGUGAAUUUGCGUUGUUACUUACGCGUUUUGAAUGCUCACUGCAUCCUAUUUUAGGAAGAUAAACAUUGAGCCGAAGCACACUUAAUGAUUGUAGCAGUCACUUUAAGAUUGACCUGUCAUACGUAUUUUCGUCCUACCAGUACAAACCUGCUCAAGGAUAGAUUCAUCUUGUACAACCUUACACAGUCUCAUCACUCGAUGUUAUUCUGUACGGUUUCAUUUCAUUUCACACACCCAAUUACUUUG